AUGGCAACAGACCUAAAUGUUUUCAUAACAUUUCAUCAGCUCAUCAAAUGGUCAAAUAUCGAAGCUCACCCAUUUGGCCCAUUCAUGUUCCGUAAUAAAUUGCAAUCUGGUAUAAUAUCUCUUCUUUGUGGAAGUGGCCUUGAUCCUUUGAAGUUAUGGGGCGUCCAUGGUAAAGGCUGCAUAAAGAGGAUAACAGACAAAGAUGUACAAACUUUGGCAAUCGAAAUCACAGCAGCUCAGUUCUGUACCACAUGCAUAUCAUUACCAAGAGACAAAAAGAACGUUAUAGGAAUAAGACUCCCGUAUCUCACCUUGAACAUCAAAUAUUUAAAGCUUCCUUUCUGUUUCGAAUUUGAGGUAUUGGAUAGUCGAAUGACCAAAAGGCGUUUCAGGCUCAGCAAUGCCCAGUCAGGUGAGACUAGAAAGACGUUGCUGUGUCAUAUUCCACUAGCUCUCGAAGAAGGUUGGAAUAACAUUCAGAUAGAUCUUUUUCAUUUCACAAGAAUGGCCUAUGGAACUGAUUUUGUUGAAUUACAAAGGCUAGAAAUAUACGCCAACUGCAGGAUCCGACGGAUAUUCAUUUCGGACAGAUGGUACAAAGAAGAGGAGCUGCCUAAGGAUUAUAUAAUGAAAAAACCGACAAAAUUAACUAGGUCUAUACUCAGAAAAGACUAG
This is a messenger RNA of Argiope bruennichi, 675 nucleotides long. RefSeq names its product cilia- and flagella-associated protein 20-like. The record is from RefSeq and is a predicted model, not a curated record. The transcript has a single exon. Gene Ontology annotation, cellular component: motile cilium; ciliary basal body. NCBI's taxonomy places the organism in Eukaryota, Metazoa, Arthropoda, Arachnida, Araneae, Araneidae. The coding region runs from base 1 to 675 and encodes 224 amino acids. Gene Ontology annotation, biological process: regulation of cilium beat frequency involved in ciliary motility; positive regulation of cell motility; cilium assembly.